UAGACAUUCUGAUAAUUCUUCGCUCUUCGACUGCUGUGCGAGAAGAUGCCAAUUCUACAUUAUGACAGGCGAGCAUUGGUAUUUGGUCCAUGAUGAUGCUGCUGAACGAGCUGGCUCAGUGCUGUCAAUAAAUGUCGAAAGUUUGCUACUGAAUUCAUCCAAGUCAGCAGUAGAGUUCUUGGAGCCCGAGAAGGCAUUAGCCAAGUAUCGGACUUCAAUGCUGUCUGUGGGCCCCAUACAAAAUCCGGUGCACACCGGUUACAACGUCUGGGCCAAAGCUGAAAUCCAAGUGGCGGAGGAAGGCUUGCAGUCUUUGCAGCUACUCUGCCAUGUCACAGAUAUAGCUCUGUGGCCUUACAUUCAGUUGUCCUGUUUGAGGGUGUCUCAGCUGGACUUGUCAGAUGAGGAAGAAGUGCGGUGCGCCAACUGGUCCAUAUCGACAUUGAUGAAGUCUCCACUGCUACGCAUCAUGUCAUUGCCACUGGCGGACAAGGCCAAUGGAGCAGCAAAGUAUGUGCUGAUGCUUGAAGCAAAUCUUCCCCCAGAGGUGCUUCCAAAGUCUACGGGCGAACUCUCGAUUCAGUUGUUUGUCCCUCCUGUCAGCACUCCCCUGGAGAUUGAUUUCGAUCUAGGUGAUAAGGAGACAGAGGACACAACACAGGAAGAGGCGCCUCUUCAGCUGCAGAUGCUCACCGUUGACCAUGUGCUGCGAUGGCAAGGUGAAUGUGCUGAGAAUGACAAAGGGUUGGUGCUUUGUGAGCGGAUCACAGUACCUCCUGAAACAGGUGAUGUCACGAGCACCCUGCGGGUGACAGUCGAAGGUUUGCCGCAGGCUUUCCUCCGAGCAACCCUGGUUGCACAAAUGCCUCCUACCGACGAAAUGAGACCUCCACCUCCAGAAGGAGCAGCCUUGGAACCACUAGUACGAGGAGCACCAAUAAAUCCUCGUGACUACAGUGGACGAAGGAACUGGCUUUCGCAGUGCAAGAAAGUUGCAGAAACAAGUGGGCUGGAGAUCAUCUCAUUUCCACAUGUUCUUCUUGCUGAAGCAGCGACUUACCUUCUCUAUGUCCACUUGGAUGAAUUCAGAGGGCCCGCUGGUCUUGACGGCGGAACGUGGCUGUUGGAGAGCUUUGGUUCCGGUGCGUUGGAGGUUGGGUCUGAUGCGAUGGAGCAAGACCUCGAGGAGCUGGUUCGGAGAUCAUGGGCGGAGACUCCUCAGGAGGGUGAUGCACCGCCACGAAGUGAGACAGCGGCUGCAGCGCGAGAAAGUUGGGUUGCAGCCCGCUCCAGAGGGCAGGAUGCCGAGGCUGCCGAAGAAGAAGAAAGCGAGGAGAAAAAGCAGCUCGUAGCUGCGUUGGAGCGCACCAAGAAGGUGAAGCAUCCAAAUACCAGCAUUGCGCAGUUCUUGAGCUGCCAUGUAGAUACUCCGGCUUUGCUGAUCCAAGAGGAUCCAUAUACUGUGGCUCCAGAUAGGCCUGAAUGGAGGCCUUCGGAAGAUACUGAUGGAACUGCUGCGGAUGAGAUUCGUGCAGAGGAUACAGAGGUUGCAGUUGCGGUAAAGGCCAUGGGAACAGAAGGUGAGCGCCAGGCUCGGGAACAGGAGAUUGAAAUCUCAACCACGAGGUGGCAAGCUGCAAAGGAAAGUUUGGAAGCGGCAAAAGAGCGAAACGCCAAUCAGAUACAGGAACUCAGACAGUGGCGUGAAGAACGCACAGCCUUGCCCGGUGGAGUUGAAGGAACUUCCUUUGCACCUGCAAGACGCGAAUUGAGGGGUGCUCUUCAUUCUCGCAUGGAGAAGUGCGCCAUUUUAAAGGUUGGUGUCCUUGAUGUAAAGCGCACAGAUCCUGAGCCUUUAAGAGUGGCGCUAUCAGACGCAGAAGCAGCAGGCUCCCGAAACUAUGACCUGACGUUGGUGGAGAACGCUGUACGGAAGUUGAGAGUUUUAGAUGCAGCUGUUGCCUUCAAAGAAGCCCUCACCAACAUGGAGGCCAAGGCAGAGGCAGCAACAAACGCUGCAGCAACGGCCGCAGCUGCAGAAGAAGGCAGUGAAAGCUAUGAGCAAGCCAAAGAAGCUGCUACAACAGCUGAGGGGGAAGCAGCUGAAGCUGCCAAAGGUUUGGAAGAGUCCCUCUCCGAAUUCAAGGCCAGCAUCAAGGAGGCUAGUGCAAGUGAGAUUCCUCUUCCAGCAGAGCUUCUGAACGAGGAGCCAAUGGAAAAGGCCGCGGAUAUUCUGAAGCAGCGCUCUGCCGAAGCUGCGGAGGGUGCGGAGCCUGCGGAGCCCAAUGCCUGAAACGGGCGGGAGUUUCCGAGUUUGCCAAUCU
Durusdinium trenchii is the source of this 2324-nucleotide messenger RNA. NCBI's taxonomy places the organism in Eukaryota, Dinophyceae, Suessiales, Symbiodiniaceae. The record is from the annotation of a GenBank genome assembly.